Molecule: messenger RNA, 426 nt
Organism: Diversispora eburnea
Lineage: Eukaryota; Fungi; Glomeromycota; Glomeromycetes; Diversisporales; Diversisporaceae
Source: the annotation of a GenBank genome assembly
AUGUGUCAUGGAAUUUACACAUUAAAUUUGAAAACUUUUCCUUUUAUCAGUUUGACAAGUCCUCCACUUAUUUUAAGUUGUGUUCUUGUUAUAGUUAACCAUUUUCAAUGGUUUCAAUAUUUCACCUCGCGUUACUUUGUGUUCAUGGAAGUUGCCGCAUUUUUUGGAACAUGCAUUUGGAUGAUUCCUUUUGCAUACUUUAUUUCAAUAAGUGCUAAUGAUAAUACUUUACCAUCCUUUGAUCCAAAUGUUCAUAAUGAUGAUCAUCUCCCCGCACGAAACAAGGGAGGAAUAUUGAAAAAUUUAUUCAAUUUUAUUUUACAAAAGAAAGAUAACAUGAUUCCAAUGACAGCACAAACUAUUCCUCCUCCUCCUCCUAUUUCUUCUUCUACAUUAGUUUCAGGAAACUUAAGAAAGAAUUUGUGA